GUUUCUCUUCUCUGAGGAGACAUGGUGUCUGAAAAGAUCCUUUGGAUACUGAUGCCCUAGGAGCCUGUUUAUGCUUCAUGUCACAGAUGAGGAACCGGAGCCGAGGGGCUGCUCGUGGAGUCGACCUGCCCAGAUCCUUCGUAGUGGAUCUGGGAGGGCUGGGGCCCACCUGCUCUGCCGGCCCUCGCCCCCAUCCUCUCUGCCCGGGGGGAGCUGGGGCCCCGCCACCUGUUCUUGUAUGACACGUUAUACAAACACGUGGUAUGGAAUUCAGAAGGUGCAGAAGGCGGGCCUCCCAGAGUCUCCGGCCCCGGGCUCUCGAUGGGCUGAGUGACCUGUGCGUUGACAGUGUUCUUGGAUGUCGUCAAACUGCCCUUCGAGGGGUCGGUGAGGUUGUGACCAGGACUAUGCAGACUCCACUGACCAUUCCUGUGCCUGUGCUCCGCCUCCCCCGGGGCCCUGAUGGCUGGAGCCGAGGCUUUGCCCCUGAUGGACGCAGGGCCCCCUUGAAGCCAGAGGUUCCUGGAAUCCCAGAGUCUCCCGGAGUUCCAGAAUCCCAGGAAUCCCAGGAACAGCGGGCCCGAGCCGCCCUUCGGGAACGCUACCUCCGCAGCCUGCUGGCCAUGGUGGGUCGCCAGGUGAGCUUCACAUUGCAUGAGGGCGUGCAUGUGACUGCCCACUUCGGAGCCACUGACCUGGACGUGGCCAACUUCUACGUGUCGCAGCUGCAGACUCCGAUAGGUGUGCAGGCUGAGGCGCUGCUCCGGUGUAGCGACAUCAUUGCAUACACCUUCAAGCCCUAAAGACAUUAUUAUGUUCUGCCUUGGGCCUAGCCACAAUGUCCCGGGCCUCCGAAUGAUCCUGAGCCCAGAACAACAGGCCCCAUAGAGUUCUGAACUCCUUCAGCAUUUUGAACCAAGCUCCAAGCAACCGGUUUCUUGGAUCCUCCAGGGUCUAGUCAGUAAAAUUCUGCAACCCCAGGAGCUCCAGAUCGUGUUGAAAGGGAAGCUCUACCUCACAGAACUCUAAACUGGACAGAAACAUGGGCCUCAUGCCAAACCCUGAGGACUGGGGAGGCGGAGGGGGACUGCGGGAAGGCAAAUGGCAGAGUGGUUAAUUGUUGAUUAAGGAAGUUGCAAAGUUCAGCCACCCUGAAGAUGCUCCCCAAUACUCCCCUCCUGCCAAAGAACCAAUACUCCCAAAAAAAUUCGCCUCCUGUUGUUCUUUUAAGUGUACCACUCAGGGACCGAGCCAGAUUUAGCGGGUGGAAGGGUGGCUAUCCGAGGGCUGGAUCGGUGGAGCUGGGCCAAGAAGGGGAGGACACGUCAAGGGGCUGGGAGGAACUCGGAUAAAGGCGCCGGGAGCGGAUCGCCUUUCGUCCCCGGGACCGGAAUGCCGGCUUAGGAGACCUGGACUCGCUUUCUUUCUCGGGUGGGGGGCGGUACACUGCGAGGGGCGUGGCUGGCGCUGGGUGACACUGUCGCGCUCCCCCCACUCCCCGGUGUCUGGGCGGUGUGGCCCGCACACCAGAGACCGAGGGUCAGCCACCCUGCCCGUGCGGGAAGGGUCGGACCCUGCGCCGGGACCACACAGAGACGAGGCUGGGCAUUCGGGGUCAGGGUGAAGCUUCACGCUUUCUCCAUCUCGCUCCAGUGGAUGGAUAAGUGUCACUCGCGUCCGUUAUCCCGCCACUGGUAGUCUUUCCGCAGAUUCGCUUCAAAGUAACGUCUGCCCCUUUAUAGUCCCAUCUACUUCGGAAUGGAAGUGAUGCUCCCAUUGAGUAUAGAGGAGACUGACUUCGUCCGUCUUCAGUGGCGAAAGUGCGGCGGCCGAUGUUGAAUGGGGCAAGCGGAGAGCCUCAGCUUCACUUCGCCACCUCACGCGAGUGCCGGGCAAAGCUGUCAAGUUGCCUUGGCAACUACGUCACUGGCUCCUCCCCAGGUCCCCUUUUUUUGGUUUUAGCCCCGCCUUUCCCCACCCAAAUUGACCGAAGGGUUGGGAAAGGCUGGCGAAAGUGCGGAGGCGAAUAUUAAGCGAUUGAAGUGAGCCCCUAGGGGCGGGGCUCGAGCUCGUGCUGGUUCGCUCCCAGCUGGGCCAUCUACCUGCUCCAUCGCCCGGUAUUUAGGUGGGCAGAUUCGUCUCUUGCUUUGGGAAGUUCUUCCUUCUCCCACUUUUUUGUUUUUGAUCAAGGCUCUGAUACUCAUGGGCUCAUAUUUAUUUUAGUUUUUAAAUUUAAGUUAUAUUUAUGCAACGCUAUCCAAAUACAGAGAACUAUUGAUGAAACUGCAGUCUGCAAAUGGAAGGCUAGAGAAUAAUAGCAAGGGGGCAGAGGCUUCCCCUCCAGGCAGAGGAUCCCUCUGUCAGCGUCCAUCGCCGUUCAUCAUAGCUCCUAUCGUCUUUCCUUUUAAGUUCUCCAUCCCUUUGCCUCUCUCCUUACCAGUUGGGCUAGCCCAGCCAACGCCAACGAGAUGUUUUUAUUUCUGUCAACUCCACUCCCCUCUCCAUUGCCUGAGCUCGUGACGAAUGUGUGCGAGCGAGAACAUCAGUUAUCCAGAUGGAGGGGGGAGGCGGGGUGGGGGCGGCUCGGGUUCGCGCCUGCGCGCUGCUCUGGGAGACGGCGUCCACCUCGCCCCGCCCCUCAUGCUCUGCAGUUCCGGUCCUGCAGAUUCGCUGCCCACG
Molecule: messenger RNA, 2679 nt
Organism: Equus quagga
Lineage: Eukaryota; Metazoa; Chordata; Mammalia; Perissodactyla; Equidae
Gene: GEMIN7
Product: gem nuclear organelle associated protein 7
Exons: 3
Coding region: 264-803 (179 amino acids)
Biological process (GO): spliceosomal snRNP assembly
Cellular component (GO): SMN-Sm protein complex
Molecular function (GO): RNA binding
Source: RefSeq, a predicted model, not a curated record